UGUUUACGCUAGCGUUACUGUUUGCUCUUUUGCGUGCAAGAAGCCGCAGAGAGUUGACUGGGACAGGACAUUGGUGGAGGGCAUACGAAGUCAAGACAGGGCACAGCAAAAAAUAUCCAGAAAUGUUUUCCCUGUCUUCUACAUUGCAACCACAGGUUACAGUCCAACUGAGCCACCUCAUCAAUGCCUUUCAUUCUCUCAAGAGCUCUGUUAGUAGCACGCCUGGCAGAGUUCAGCAUAGAGAUCAGGCCCCAGAACAAGAUGUACAGAUCACAGAGACUACCUGGAACCUGAGGGAGCUAGGUUUGACAGACCUAGGGGUAGGACAACUAGAUGAAAUAAUGAAUAAGUUGCUGCCUAGCAUUGUCCAGCAGGGGGCACUCCCAGCCUCAAACCCAGCCAAAAGCCCAUGGAAAACCUCCCACAGCUCCACAGAGUCAUUCUUCCACAACAAGCAUGGAUUUUCAGGUGGGCGUAUUUGUGGGGCUUCCCCAAUCUUCUGUAGACAGAAUAUUUCUCCUCUACAGACUUUACAUGUAGAUAUGCAGUUUUGGCCAUCAUGGCAGCAGAGUCGGGGCUUUAAGACCUUGAAGUCUAGAAGACGAUUGCAAGGUUUCGAUCGCUCAGUGGAAUCUGAGGGGUUUACUCCUUCUUUCAUGAAGAAUUUCCUGACACGAGACAAGGGACAAGAGGUGGAAACUCUUGACAAGAUGCUUAAAACCAGAAACAUUCCCAACGGACAGCAUGACGCUUUCAAGACUGGCUUUGCUGAAGGUUUCCUGAAAGCCCAAGCACUUUCUCAGCGCACACAAGAGGCCUUGAGGCGGACUCGACUCAUCCUGCUAGUGUUGUUGCUAGUGGGCCUGUACGGACUCUCCAAGACGCCCUUUCUGUCAGUGCGAUUCCGAACCACAUCAGGAUUGGACUCAGCGGUGGACCCUGUUCAGAUGAAAAAUGUGACCUUUGAGCAUGUGAAGGGGGUGGAGGAGGCCAAGAACGAGCUGCAGGAGGUGGUGGAGUUCCUGAGGAGCCCACAGAAAUUCACUGUCCUCGGGGGAAAACUGCCCAAAGGCAUCUUGCUUGUCGGCCCUCCGGGCACAGGGAAAACUCUGUUGGCCAGGGCUGUGGCAGGAGAGGCUGAUGUCCCUUUCUACUACGCCUCUGGCUCUGAGUUUGAUGAGAUGUUUGUGGGUGUUGGAGCCAGUCGCAUCAGGAACCUGUUCAGGGAAGCCAAGGGCAAUGCUCCAUGUGUGAUCUUUAUCGAUGAGCUGGACAGUGUGGGGGGCAAGAGGAUCGAGUCGCCCAUGCAUCCUUACUCCCGACAGACCAUUAAUCAGCUCCUGGCGGAGAUGGACGGGUUUAAACCAAAUGAGGGGGUCAUCAUCAUCGGGGCGACCAACUUCCCGGAAGCUUUGGAUAAUGCUCUGAUAAGGCCAGGUCGGUUUGACAUGCAGGUCACCGUCCCCAGGCCAGAUGUAAAAGGACGCACAGAGAUCCUUAAGUGGUACCUCAGGAAGAUCAAAGUAGACCCAGCUGUGGAGGCGGAGAUCAUUGCCAGGGGAACCGUGGGGUUCUCGGGGGCAGAGCUGGAGAACCUGGUGAACCAGGCGGCGCUGAAGGCAGCUGUGGACGGCAAAGACAUGGUCACCUUGAAGGAGCUGGAGUUUGCCAAGGACAAGAUCCUCAUGGGCCCAGAGAGGAGAAGUGCGGAGAUCGACGAAAGGAACAAACGGAUCACGGCCUACCACGAGUCUGGACACGCCAUUAUUGCAUAUUACACCAAAGACGCCAUGCCUAUCAACAAGGCCACUAUCAUGCCACGAGGCCCUACCCUGGGCCAUGUGUCCAUGCUGCCAGAGAGCGACCGCUGGAGCGAGACCCGAGCCCAGCUGCUGGCCCAGAUGGACGUCAGCAUGGGGGGCCGCGUGGCCGAGGAGCUCAUCUUCGGGGCCGAAAACAUCACCACAGGUGCAUCAAGUGACUUUGAUGGUGCAACAAAGAUAGCCAGAAUGAUGGUGACUCGAUAUGGAAUGAGUGAAAAGCUGGGUGUGAUGACAUAUGUAGACCAGACAAAGCAGAGCCCAGAGACACAAGCAGCUAUUGAGAAGGAAGUCCGGAUACUCCUGAGGGACUCUUAUGAGCGGGCCAAAGCACUCCUGAAGAGCCACACCAAGGAGCACAAGAACUUGGCCGAGGCCCUGCUCCGAUACGAGACCCUGGACGCCAAAGAGAUCCAAAUGGUCCUGGAAGGGAAGACUCUGCAGACCAGAUAAGCUCUGGAGGCUUCAGGAGGCUAAAGCCACGAGUCCUGAAUGUACAUGUGCAACCUCAACAAGAACAACAAGUCAAGCCGCACAAGCUAGUUUCUCCAAGUGUUUUUGACCACGUGUCUAGGCUACACAUCUGUCACUUUAUCCUCUGGGCCUCGGCGCACAACAGAAGUAGUCCGCAGGACCAGGCCCAGGAAUUGUUCACCCAAUCAAAGUCUGUCCACGUAUGUCUUGUGACUACUCAGGCUGUUUGUUGACUGUCUUCACUACCUGUUAUACCCACGCUACCCCUCUGCACUGGAUCAAGUCAUCUGUUCCAUGGCAAACAAGCCCACAAGCAGCAAGCCACUCAUGUCACUAGUAAUAAAACAGAAAUAAGGCCAGCAGUACAUACGUGUUUUCAGAUGUCAUCUGAUGUCUUUUGGUUGGUGGUUUCUCAAAUUAAUGCCAGUUGUGUUUUCUGUAUGUGUGUGUGUGUGUGUGUGCUUCUUGUAAAAGGUGGCCUUUCAGAAAUCUUUAGAUGGAGGUAUUUGUUUCUUGGGAGGAGGUGCAAAAAAAUGCAUCGUUCGUAGCACUUUGGUCAAUGCAAAACUGUAAGUGUGUGAGUGUAUAACCAUGCUUUAACUGAACACGGGGAAAUUGCUGCUGCCGUUUGGUCAUUUGAAAUUGCAAUCAACAUCUGAACGCAAGCAUGUCUUCUGUAUGUUUCUCCUGCUGUGAAGAGUAAGUGUGUGAGUGUGUACACGCCACAGGAGCCCCUUUGUGUGUGUGUGUGUGUGUGUGUGUGUGUGUGUGUGUGUGUGUGUGUGUGUACACACAAAGGCGUGGGACUGAUGAGGUUGAUAGAAAGUCUUUGAAAUGACUGACUCCAUGGACUUUUUUUUUAAUGAGCGACUCAGGGAUGUGAGGGGAUUGGUGUCUGGUGAAUGGCUGGAUGUGAGGGGAUUGGUGUCUGGUGAAUGGCUGGCCACGGCUGUGUUAUACAGACUCCCUGUUUCAUGCAUAUCAGUAAGGAGAUAUUGGUCUAUUCAAGUGUGACUGCUUUUAAUUUAGCUACGGUCCUUUAAGGGAAACUAUUCUAUGCUUAUGUAUUUAGGGUUUUUUUUGUUUUUAAAUUAUUAUUUUUUUUAGGGAAUUCUUUUUUUAAAUCAAACUGCUGAUUUAUUUCCCCUGGUGACAUACAGUUUAGAAAAAUAUGAUGGUUUAUGUAUGCUAGAGUCAUACCCGGAAGACUCUGAGCACCUUUUACAUACAUUAUGAAUGUUUUGGUUCAUUUGCUUUGGACUUAUUAGUAGUUUGCCAUGUUAAAUCCACAAAAUAUAAUCUGGUUAUGUUUAUUCAGUGCACAACUCUUGCCCUGGCUUCUGCAUCUUGCCCUUGUGUUUGCCUUUUUACCCAUGAUAUGUAUUGUACAUAUUUAAAGCACUUCAAUGGGAACAUUGUAUAUAGCUGUAUAGAGGUAUUUUAAGUUGAGUAUUUAGUUUUAUGCUUUUUGUGUCCGAACUUGACAGAUUUGUCAAACCCCAGCUAUAAAUAAAGUAUACAACAACUCCUA
Alosa sapidissima (American shad) is the source of this 3825-nucleotide messenger RNA. It is a transcript of the gene yme1l1b, whose product is annotated as YME1-like 1b. The record is from RefSeq and is a predicted model, not a curated record. Lineage: Eukaryota; Metazoa; Chordata; Actinopteri; Clupeiformes; Clupeidae. Gene Ontology annotation, molecular function: ATP hydrolysis activity; metalloendopeptidase activity; ATP binding. Bases 123 to 2273 code for a protein of 716 amino acids. Gene Ontology annotation, cellular component: mitochondrial inner membrane. Gene Ontology annotation, biological process: protein quality control for misfolded or incompletely synthesized proteins; mitochondrion organization. The transcript is spliced from 18 exons.